This is a messenger RNA of Acinonyx jubatus (cheetah), 5032 nucleotides long. It is a transcript of the gene CADM1, whose product is annotated as cell adhesion molecule 1. The transcript has 12 exons. The record is from RefSeq and is a predicted model, not a curated record. Gene Ontology annotation, molecular function: signaling receptor binding. Bases 706 to 2079 code for a protein of 457 amino acids. Gene Ontology annotation, cellular component: plasma membrane; synapse; neuron projection. Lineage: Eukaryota; Metazoa; Chordata; Mammalia; Carnivora; Felidae. Gene Ontology annotation, biological process: susceptibility to natural killer cell mediated cytotoxicity; detection of stimulus; cell recognition.
GUUUUUUCUGUAACGGGGAAUGGGGAUUGUGUUUGGAAUGAUACCUUACAGGGCCUGGGAAACCUUCUUGGUUUGUUAAUUUGUGCUCAUUUCUCGGCAUGACUGAAGGUUCUGUAAUUUGAAACGUUUGCGUUUUCUUCCUUCUGUUCAUUUCUUGGGCUCCUUUGCAUCCAGCAGCUUGGGUUACCUUGAAUUAAGUUGGUUUAUGGCAUGCCGUUUUCGGUAAAACUCUGCAAAAGAAAUGGUCACAUAACUCAGAAAGGUUUGCCCUUGGAGUGAUUUAGUCCUGCUGGAUGAUAGCUGAGGAGGCUUAUUGACUUUGAGCUCCCUUUGGAACCAGAUUCAGAAAGCUGUGCACUUCUGUGGCACCUGUGAGACACUCACUUGAAUAGAGCUACUGAGAAAAGCAUUUCAGUUAUUGGCAUUUUUCCUAAUGCAUUUUGUAUGUGUCUAUACCACAGGGAGAAAUGUGUGGUUAUUGUUGAAAUAUUAUCUACAUGGCUUUGCAAAAGAAGAAAAGCCCCCGUACGGCAGUCAACAGAUGAGUCUCCUGGUGUUGCAAUGGUUUGGGUUCUGUGCUUCUGUCUCCCCCAAACACCCGGACAGAUAGAUGGCUGCAUUAUCUGAAUGCACCUAUUGGACUUAGAGAACCCUUUAAAGGGACCUUGAACUUGGCAGGCUGGAGGUUGGUAACCGUGACUGGGAAUGUUGUUUGUCCUUUCUGUUCCCCUGCUUUGGACCAGGAAGCUGUGCCUUGACCAUUUGAGGAACUGCACUGUGGGGUUCCCAGGUGAUGGACAGAAUUUGUUUACGAAAGACGUGACAGUGAUCGAGGGAGAAGUUGCGACCAUCAGCUGCCAAGUCAAUAAGAGUGACGACUCUGUGAUCCAGCUGCUGAAUCCCAACAGGCAGACCAUUUAUUUCAGGGACUUCAGGCCUCUGAAGGACAGCAGGUUUCAGUUGCUGAAUUUUUCUAGCAGUGAACUCAAAGUGUCGCUGACAAAUGUCUCGAUUUCGGAUGAAGGAAGAUACUUUUGCCAGCUCUACACUGACCCUCCCCAGGAAAGUUACACCACAAUCACAGUGCUGGUCCCACCACGCAAUCUGAUGAUCGAUAUCCAGAAAGACACCGCGGUGGAAGGCGAGGAGAUCGAAGUCAACUGCACCGCCAUGGCCAGCAAACCAGCCACGACUAUCAGGUGGUUCAAAGGGAACAAGGAGCUAAAAGGCAAAUCGGAGGUGGAGGAGUGGUCAGACAUGUACACUGUGACGAGCCAGCUGAUGCUAAAGGUUCACAAGGAGGAUGAUGGGGUCCCAGUGAUCUGCCAGGUAGAGCACCCUGCCGUGACCGGAAACUUGCAGACGCAGCGGUACCUGGAAGUACAGUAUAAGCCUCAAGUGCAUAUUCAGAUGACUUAUCCUCUACAAGGCCUAACCCGGGAAGGGGAUGCGCUCGAGUUAACAUGUGAAGCCAUCGGCAAGCCCCAGCCUGUGAUGGUGACCUGGGUUAGAGUCGAUGACGAAAUGCCUCAGCACGCCGUCCUGUCCGGGCCCAACCUGUUCAUCAAUAACCUAAACAAAACAGAUAAUGGUACAUACCGCUGUGAAGCUUCCAACAUAGUGGGGAAAGCUCACUCGGAUUAUAUGCUGUAUGUUUACGAUCCCCCCACAACUAUCCCUCCCACCACCACCACCACCACCACCACCACCACCACCACCACCAUCCUUACCAUCAUCACAGACACAGCAGCGACGACAGAGCCCGCAGUUCACGGCCUUACUCAGUUGCCCAAUUCCGCAGAAGAGCUGGACAGUGAGGACCUCUCAGAUUCUCGAGCGGGUGAAGAAGGCGCCAUCAGAGCGGUGGAUCAUGCCGUGAUCGGCGGGGUCGUGGCCGUGGUGGUGUUCGCCAUGCUGUGCUUGCUCAUCAUUCUGGGGCGCUACUUUGCCAGACAUAAAGGUACAUACUUCACUCAUGAAGCCAAAGGAGCCGAUGACGCAGCAGACGCAGACACAGCUAUAAUCAAUGCAGAAGGAGGACAGAACAACUCCGAAGAAAAGAAAGAGUACUUCAUCUAGAUCAGCCUUUUUGUUUCAAUGAGGUGUCCAACUGGCCCUAUUUAGAUGAUAAAGAGACAGUGAUAUUGGAACUUGCGAGAAAUUCGUGUGUUUUUUUAUGAAUGGGUGGAAAGGUGCGAGACUGGGAAGGCUUGGGAUUUGCUGUGUAAAAAAAAAAAAUGUUCUUUGAAAGUACACUCUGCUGUUUGACACCUCUUUUUUUUUUUCUUUUUUUUUUUUUUGGUUGGUUGGUUGGUUUUUUAAAAUUUUCAUUUCUUCCUACCAAGUCAAACUUGGAUGCUUGGAUUUAGUUUGGGUAGAUUGCAGAAAAUUCUGUGCCUUGUUUUUUUGUUUGUUCGUUGUGUUCCUCUUUUUAAAUUUUUUUUCCUGCUGUUUCUUUCUUUCUGUUUUUUUCCUUUGUGCACAUUUAUUUUGCCCAAAAAUUUUGGGAUUUUUUUUUUUUUCCCCAAAAUCUCCCAUUUUGGAAUUUGCCUGCUGGGAUUCCUUAGAAUCUUUUUCCCCCGUAUUUUGUUGUUGUUUUUCCUUUCCUUUUUUGUCUAUUUUUUAAGUAACUGCUUUCUGUUCAAGAUUCAGUUUCAUGAAAGGAGAACCAGCACAGUUUAGAUUUCAUAGUUCAGAAUUUAGUGUGUCCAUAAUGCAUUCUUACUCUGUUGUCGUAAAGAUUUGGGUGAACAAACAACGAGGACUCUUUGCUGCUACCCAUGUUUCAAAUACGUAGAGCAGUGAAGACUAGAAACGUAGACUGUGAUUCAGAAAAUGUUCUGUUUGCUGUGGAACUACAUUACUGUACAGGGUUACCUGCAAAGUGAGGCGUGUCACAAUGAGAUCGAAUCUGUCUUUAAUUCUGUGUCUGUAGACGGCUCAGCAUAGAGACCCCGCACUGUCCGGAAAGGUUUGGGGCGGAAGGGGCUCCUCCUUUUUCAACGCCCCAAACAGACCUGGCAGGUGAGGUCUGUUCCUUUUAUAUAAGUGGACAAAUUUGAGUUGCCACAGGAGGGGAAGUCGGGAGGGGGGGGAACGAAAGUCCUGCUCUGGUUAUUUCUGUUUCAAACGAUUCCAUCCACCUUUCCCAAUCGGCCAUACUUCUCACUAAUUUGUAGGAAAAAAGCAAGUCCGCGUGGUGUGUGAAUGACUGGAUGGGACAGGGUUUGGUUUUUCGGGGGUUUUUUUGUUGUUUUUUUUUUUGGUUUUUGUUUUUGUUUUGUUUUUCCUUUGUGUUUAGUGAGGAAGACAGUAGGAUGUGGCCUGCAUGUACUGUAUAUUACAGAUAUUUGUCAUGCUGGGAUUUCCAACUCGAAUCCGUGUGAAACUUUCAUUCCUUCAGAUUUGGCUUGACAAAGGCAGGAGGUACAGAAGAAGGGCCGGUAUUAUUCUCACACUGGUCUGCUGUCGAUCUAGUUCUCGAAAGGUCAGAGCAGAGGUGGAAAAACAGCAUGUAGGGAUUUUCAGUUACUUAAUCAAAACUCAAAUGUGAGUGUUUUUAUCUUUUUACCUUUCAUACACUAGCCUUGGCCUCUUUCCUCAGCCUUAAGAACCAUCUGCCAAAAAAUUACUGAUCUUCGCAUGAUGGCAGCCAUAGUGCAUAGCUACUAAAAUAAGUUACCUUGAACAUAUCUUAGAUGGGGAGCCUUGGGAAAAGGUAGAGGAGUCAAGUUACCAUUUACAUUUUUUUUAAAGAAAUGUGGGGAUUUUCACUGAAACGUCUAGGAAAUCUAGAAGUAGUCCCAAAGGACGAAAACUAAACUCUUACCAUAUGUGUUGGUAAGGCUCCAGACUCCAGAAUACAGUCCCUAUGGAAAGAUGGCAUCAAAAAAAGAGAUCUAUAUAUAUAUAAAUAUAUAUUAUAUAACAUUUUCAGUGAGUAAUUUUGGAUUUUGCAAGGUGCAUUUUUACUAUUGUUACAUUAUGUGGAAAAACUUAACGCUGAUUUAUUUAAGGGGGAAAAAAAAAGUAUCAACUCUUUGUUAUUUGCAAGUGUGUUGAUUUUUCUUGUCUUUGUUUUAACCUUUGAUAGAACCAUUGCAAUAUGGGGGCCUUUUGGGAACGGACCGGUAUGUAAAAGAAAAUCCAUAUUGAGCAGCAUUUUGUUUCCCUCCCCACCCCACCCCCAUCCCUAGGCACUUAACCAAGACAAAAAGCCACAACGAACAUCCCUUUUUCGAUGAAUUUUAUAACGUGCAGCUCUAUCCCGAGCCCUUUAGUGCCCAUUCUGACCAUAGUAUAACCACAUCAAAGGGUGAGAACCAUUUAGCAUGUCGUUAAAAGGUUUUUUUCAGUUGUUCUUUUUGGGGGGGGAGAAAAAGAAAACAACUACCAUUGCUCACCAAAUUGGCAUCUCAUUUUUGGGAACUUCCAUCUUUGUUUUGAAAAGUGUAUGGUAGUGCAGUGUUCCUGAUGUAACUUUCUGGCUUUUACGAUGUUGACAUGUCUCAGGUUCAUGUGUUCUGAUUGGUGUUUUUCCGUCUCAGGUAGAUUGCAAAGUGUAGGCCCCACGCAUUGGAAAAAAAUAAAAUAAAAAAUAAUAAUAAUAAAGCAAAAACAGGAAAUUAUGGAUUUUAGUUGUAUAUUGGUUUAUGUAUUUUUUCUUAAGUAUACAGUGCACUGUUUGAAAUGUAUUGUUGAGUAUUACUUUGUACAGGUUGAUCACUUUUUUUAGAGUGAAGAAAGAACAAACUUGUUUUCUGUGUUUUUUAAAGGAAUAUAAAAUAAUGAAGGAUGUAUCAUUGAUGCCAAAUAAGCUUGUUCUUUAGUCACCCCGACGUAUUAUUUUUCCCUUUAGGCCAGUUCUGUUUUCGAGGUGUACAUGAACAAUGUUAUGGUGUAAGAAAUUUCAUAUCCAUAUGUUCCCAUUCGCAUUUUGUAUUGGUUCAUGUAUACCAUUUUUACAAAAAAAAAGAAAAAAAAAGAAGUACUAUAAAAUAUCUGUCUUCUUAAUAAAAAAAAAUUAAUGUUA